Messenger RNA from Contarinia nasturtii (swede midge), 2515 nucleotides. RefSeq names its product transmembrane 9 superfamily member 4 (gene TM9SF4). NCBI's taxonomy places the organism in Eukaryota, Metazoa, Arthropoda, Insecta, Diptera, Cecidomyiidae. Bases 199 to 2079 code for a protein of 626 amino acids. Gene Ontology annotation, biological process: protein localization to membrane. The transcript is spliced from 10 exons. Gene Ontology annotation, cellular component: membrane. The record is from RefSeq and is a predicted model, not a curated record.
GUCAACGUAAAACAAUAUACGAAGAAAUCUUGUUCGUCGUCGUAGACAAAAAAAGGGUAUAGAUGUACAUUUCGAGCGCAAAAAUGAAUCAACAUCCGCAAUAAAUGUAUAAUUUUUCAAGGUUUAAGAAGCGUUCUUAAAAUCUGAUUGUAACAUAUAGUUGAAAAUUAGAUUGUAGUGCAUAAGAACAAAUAAAUCAUGCAGUUUAAGUUAAUCCUAUUGUCGUUGUUUUGCAUUUGUCAAAAUGUAAAUAAGGUGCUUACAUUUUAUGUUCCGGGCGUUGCUCCGGUUGAAUUUGUCAAGGGUCAACCGAUUAUGGUGAAAGCAGUUAAAAUGACCAGCACACGAACACAGCUGCCAUAUGAAUAUUACUCGUUACAUUUUUGCUUACCGAAAAAUGGUACGAUUAUUUACAAAUCGGAGAAUUUGGGUGAAGUAUUGCGUGGCGAUCGAAUUGUAAACACACCGUAUGAAGUACGAAUGGCCGAAAAUAUAAAUUGUAAAUUACUCUGCAAUCGAAAAGAUCAACCAUUGAAUUGGAACAAUGAACAAUCGAGCAAAGUGUCCGAACGCAUCCAUCAUGAAUACUAUGUGCAUUUAUUGGUUGAUAAUUUGCCAGUUGCGACGCGAGUGUUUAAUCCGGAAACAAAAGAACUACAAUUCGAACACGGCUAUCGUCUUGGUCAAGUUGUAAAGGACAACACAUACAUAAACAAUCAUUUGAAAUUCAUAUUGUCCUAUCACAUGCACACAAAAGAUAAGUAUCGAGUAGUUGGAUUCGAGGUGGAGCCAAUGUCGGUUUCAGUGAGUGAUAUUAAAUUCGAAGGCGAUACAUGCAAUUUUCCAGACACAUCAAAGCCACAAAUUGUGGUUCCGGAUGCAAACAAUCAACUAUAUUUCACAUAUUCGGUGGAAUGGAAGGAGUCAGCUGUGAGCUGGGCAUCACGUUGGGAUACAUAUUUGGCCAUGAGCGAUGUACAAAUUCACUGGUUUAGCAUCAUCAAUUCGUUGGUCGUGGUAUUUUUCUUGUCUGGAAUUCUAACGAUGAUUAUGAUCAGAACAUUGCGUCGAGACAUCGCACGGUAUAAUACUGAUGACAAUUACGAAGACACAUUGGAAGAAACCGGUUGGAAAUUAGUUCAUGGCGAUGUAUUUCGACCACCCAAACAUCCGAGAUUGUUUGCCGCCGUUGUUGGAAGUGGUAUUCAAAUAUUUUUCAUGGCACUGAUUACGAUCUUUGUUGCUAUGUUGGGCAUGUUGUCACCAGCAUCACGCGGCGCUUUGAUGACAUCGGGCAUCUUUUUGUACGUAAUUAUGGGCUUAAUCGCUGGUUACUUUUCUGCUCGUUUGUAUAAAACAAUGAAGGGCCGUGAAUGGAAGCGGGGAGCAUUUUUAACAGCAACACUAUAUCCAGGAAUUGUAUUCGGAACGUGCUUUUUCUUGAACUUUUUCAUUUGGGACAAGCAUUCAAGCGGCGCCGUUCCAUUUAGUACAAUGAUUUCGUUGUUGUGUUUAUGGUUCGGAAUUUCGGUGCCAUUAGUGUAUUUGGGCUACUAUUUUGGCUAUCGUAAACAUCCGUAUCAACAUCCAGUUCGAACAAAUAUGAUUCCACGGCAAGUGCCGACACAACAAUGGUACAUGAGUCUACCGCUUUGUGUGAUGAUGGCUGGAAUUUUACCAUUUGGAGCCGUAUUCAUUGAAUUGUUCUUUGUAUUCACCGCCAUUUGGCAAAAUCAAUUCUACUAUCUGUUUGGAUUCCUUUUCUUGGUGUUUUGCAUUUUGGUAGUGAGCUGUGGCCAAAUUUCUAUCGUUAUGACGUAUUUCCAGCUAUGUGGAGAGGAUUAUCGGUGGUGGUGGCGAUCAUUCAUGGUGUCCGGUGGAUCAGCUGUCUAUAUUUUUGUGUAUAGCAUAUUUUACUUCUUCACAAAGUUAUCGAUUACAGAAUUCAUACCGACUCUACUCUAUUUGGGCUAUACGGGUUUGAUGGUUCUCACAUUCUGGCUGCUAACUGGAUCAAUUGGAUUCUUUGCCGCAUAUAGUUUCAUUCGUAAAAUUUACGGAGCAGUCAAAAUCGAUUAAAUGUUCAAGAGACAUUCUUUUCAUUCAAUUUGCAAUCAAAUAGUUUACUUUAUGUAUGAAGCAGUUUCAACAUUCUCACAUUGGAAUUGAGAGCUUACAUCAUUUAUUUUUCUUGUUCUCUAAUACUGAUCAUUUUAGUUAAUAAGUUUAAGUAAAAAGGAAAGAAAAGAAAAAUCUAUAGCAUUCGUUUAAGGCGCAUAUUAAUAUAAUCGAUAAAGUGUGAUUUAAAACGGAAAAGUUUAAAACAGUUUAUUGUAAUAAUUUGUGACCAAUAUGGAGUAUACUAAUUCAUAGCUAAUCUGAGAGACAAACCCAUAAGAUUUAUAAUUUGUCUUUCCAUUUCCAAAACUGAAUUUAAUGAAAAUAAGAGUUUCAUUCAAUUUGUUAUGCUAUGCCAAGUUGAAGAUGAAUAAUAAAGAAAUUUUUAAUAAACGAA